AUGUCUGGUUCUGUCAAGCUUCUUGCUUCAAGUCUUGACGACAGUCAGCUCCAAGCUUUAGUCUUGGAUCUAGCAUCGCAGCUCCAUACCAAACCACAAAAUCUGACGAUUAUAUGUGAAAUAGUAUCGGAUUCGCAUCUUGAUCUUGGUCUUGAUUCAGCCGUAGCUGCUAGCAUAUGGCUCUAUAUUGAUGAUAUAUACAGCUCCGAUAACACAUCCGAUAUACUGUCGGCAAUUGAACUUUUGAAGGUGAUUCCCAGCUUUCAAAGUCGUAUAAUAGAGAAGAUAGAGCUGGAUCUUUGCAGCUUUCUUGUGGGUUCCAAAAGUCAAUUUCUUCCACAGAUAGCUAAACAGUUCAGCUACCUGAUUAGUUCUGAGAGUUACAUUCAGCUUGACUCGAUCCAAAACCGAAUUUCGUUCUUGGAAAAAUUGUUCAUUGCAUGCAAAGAUUCGCAACAUCAGUCUUACAAAAGCUUGGAUAAAUUAUUAUACUCUUUUCUUGCUAUCAACGAAGAUGAGGUUCUAGCUGCUGUGACUAGAGUUCUCAGAUGGAGAGUACAGCAUAUUUUACAAGAUGGCGAUUUCGACCAUGUGUGGAAUACCAUAUUCGAAGUGGCUGCAAAUGGCCUGACAAAUCAACUCACUGCUGCCUUCACUUUGUGGAUAAGAAGUGUUGAUUAUAUUUCUCAGGUUCAAGGUUCUGAUACCCAUCUCUUUCAAAAAUACCAAAGUGUGCUCUCAGGAGCCGAAUAUUGGAAGCUUCUUCAACUAGGUUUGUCGAGUCUUUCGCCGGAACACAGAAGAAUAUCACUUUCAAUUCUUCAGUAUUCAGUCAAACUUAUCGACUCAAGUUUCAAGAACGAGAUAAUGCUGUGGGACCAAGCUAGUCACAAGACUUAUCUUGAAGAAUGGCAGAGAUUUGUGACCCUCUACGAAGUGGUAGCUAUUGACACUUCGUUGCACCAAGCACAAGCUGGAUCUGGUGCUAUAGUCGACCUCAUCUCGCCCAAAUCCAAUGUUCAUUCUUCUUGGGGAUUGUGUCUUCUUUCAACUGGUUUCAAGGCCACCAUGGACUCUGUUCGUAAAUUUGCAUUGAACUUGACACUUUCGCUUCCUCAUGAAAAUAUGCAUCUUUUAAAAUUUGGACCCGAAUUUCUCAAACUGACUUUUUUGCCAUAUGCCAUGCUUGCUACUCACUUUGUUGUACGUAACGAAGCCGGCGACGAAUCGUGCCCUUAUGGCGAAAGGUUUGCAGCAUUCAUUACCUCAAUGGUGAAAUCCUUCAAAAGUGAACAAGAUCUUCAUCAAGUAUGUGGAAUAAUUUUGGAGGUUCUUCAGAGCCACAAGGAAGCGUUUGAUCCUGCUAGAAUAUACCUUGGCUUUGGUUUGUUACAGGGUCUUAAAGGUCCCACUUUGACCUAUGAGAAGCAUAUUGAACCAUUGAUUGAAUUAUUCGAAUGCAAUUGUGAGGGUGAUGUUUUUGAAUGUACGUCUCAAACCAUUUAUCUCCAUUUACUUUUGAAGUUCAAAUUGACGUCGCUAAAGCAGUUUGUUUCCAGUGUCGACAAGUUUGUCAAAUUCAACGGGGUUCGAGUUUUGAACAAGGAAAUGCCUCAUAUCAUAGACUACUUGAAGAAAUGUUCACUUCAAGAAGAGGACUUUGUGAGCUUGCUCGAACUGAACAUUCAAACUGAUGAGAGAGUUUUAACAUUUUCUCUUGCGGAUUUGUACUGUGAAGGUUCGUGGCCAAGACUUGAGAUUUUCCUCUCCAAACAAGAUGAUUUGUUUUUGAGUUCAUUGCUAGCUUCAAAUUUCAAGAUACCGUCGUUGGCAUUGAAGCCUGAGAUUUCCAAGCUUUUCGAGAGCAUGAUUUCGCGAGCUGAAAAAAGCAGAGACCAUCUUUUAAUUGACAAAUUAUCAGUUGUUGAAUCUCAUCGUUUGGCUGUUUUGUCUACACCUUCCAGCAUCAAAAGUUUAUUUGAUUUUCUAGAAAGUGAAGUAACUUCUCAAAAUCACUCUGUGUUGACAGGGCUGCUUAAUACGUUUCGCUUUCUAAACAAGAUCAUUCAGGGCGGAGAAUGGCCCUCCUUUUUGACGACAGAAAUACUUUAUCAGCUCAAAGGAAAUCUCUUUGUUAAUUCCCAAGAAGCCACCAAGCAAGAUACCAAUUUCUAUAAAUUGAAAGAUCAAGUCGAGGGACUUUUCAUUGAUCUUUUAUGCUUGUUUGUUGGUCAAAAGGACUUACCAGAGCCUGAUUUGUUGAGUCUUCUCGAUUUGGUUGAAGGCUCUACAAACUUGGCAAGAAACUUGUCUGUUUGUUCCUUUGUUGAAACCUGCUUGAGUAAGAACUAUACUGAACAGCUCAUUGAGGAACUCUCCAAAAAACUCGCAGACGUGUGGAGUGAAUUGGAUUCUUCAAGAUUACAGCUCAACCAGAAAGCUCUUCAGGUUUCUGUUCUCCGAAACAUGUUCAGUUCCAAAAUGCUUUUUGCAGCCAAAUCAAACUCGACCAUUUCUUCUCGUAUCCACGAGGUUGCCUUGUCGGUGAUAGCUAAUGCUCCAGGAAGAAGAACAAUACUUCCAGUUUUGACAGAAUGUUUGUAUGCUUUCAAAGUUGCGGAUACAAAGUCUUUUGAGAGUUUACCAUUUAUUCAUGAAAUCUUGGUUCUUUCGUUCACGGUAUACCAGAUUCGCUACAACGUAUUCAAGCUUGAAUCAGUUAUUGGUGGUUUUUUCGAUACAAACUUCAACUUUGAUAACGGGGGACUUUACGCUCAAACUUAUGGAGCACCAGAGAUCAGUGCUCGGGUCAAUGUCCUUGCAACAUUGGCGACUUCCUGUUCACCAGAAUUUUGCUCAAAUGUAAUUGAGUAUAUUCUUAGCCACGAAGAUACCUUGCACUUGUUCAAACCUAUCAAAGCUACUGACGGAACCGAAGAGUGGACGAGAAUACAAUUAAUGACGAUUGUGGUCGCCAUGAUAGAAAAUUCUCUAUUUGAAUCAGAAAGCACAGUGAAGAUAUUCAUGGAUAUGCUUGGAAAAGAACCAAGUCCUUUAGUUAGAGUCUACAUCGAGUGGAUCUUGGCGCUAUCCUUAAAGAACUACAAAGUGAUCUUUGAUGGAUUCUCUUCCAUAAAUGAGAGUUCAGGAAACCUGCCAGUAUUAUUCACAGCAUACGAAAGAAUCGUCUUUUUGCUGUCUCAAAAACUUGACGCUGAAGAACAAUCGAAAUUGUUGGCCCAGCUCUUACCGCAUGUCAUCAUAGGUUCUACUUCCAACAAGGCAUUGAUCAGACAUUUUUCCUUGUCACUUAUGUGCUCAAUUUACUCUGAAGUCAAAAAUAAGAACUUGAAUAUUCCAGAAGAUAUCAACACUUUGGUCUCAGAAGUGUAUGUUUCGGCCGUCAAGUCAGAAGCCUAUGGAAAGUACAGAAACGGAGAUGCUCUUCUAUGGGACAUAAAACAAGAUUUGUCGCUUGUGGGACUUUUAGGAGGAGUUCUUCUAAAGGUCAGCGACCGCCAGGUAGACUCUGUAUCUGAGAGUGUCAUAAAAGCAAAUAUGAGCUCUGAACAAAUUCUGUCACUUUCUAUUCCCGUGGGCAGCGACCAGAAGCAACUCUGGAUCUCAGAACGCAAGCACCAAGAUUCAAAACGAGACCUUGGUCACAGUUCCAUCUUCCAAGAAGUCGAAGGUCAAUCACCACUUCAAACCAAAAGUGGUGCAUGGAACGGCACUAUAGACUUGAAAGACGAAAAGGCAGUGAAGAGAAGUGACUUGAUAGUGGUUUCGUCGUUGGUUGACAAGGCUCCAAAUUUAGGAGGAAUUUGUCGUUUAUGCGAUGUUCUUGGUGCGGGACUUUUGACACUUGCUGAUAUCAGGGUGAAGAAUAGUCCUCAUUUCAAGAACGUUGCGGUCACUGCAGACCGGUGGAUGCCCAUGGAAGAAGUUCCUGUCGACCAAAUCAAAAAUUAUAUGGUCCAAAAAAAAUCUGAAGGGUAUACCCUCGUUGGUCUAGAACAGACAGACAAGUCUUUGGAACUCAAUAGUGAGCUCAAAUUCCCCAAGAAGACACUCAUGUUGCUCGGGCGUGAAAAGGAAGGGAUUCCGGGGGAUUUGCUUGCGGAAUUGGAUUUCUGUGUGGAGAUUAAACAGGUUGGAGUCAUCAGGUCGAUGAACAUCCAAACGGCCACCGCUGUGAUAGUGCAUGCUUACUCUACACAGCAUUGUUAG
Meyerozyma guilliermondii ATCC 6260 is the source of this 4230-nucleotide messenger RNA. RefSeq names its product tRNA (guanosine(18)-2'-O)-methyltransferase. Gene Ontology annotation, biological process: tRNA methylation. The record is from RefSeq and is a predicted model, not a curated record. Bases 1 to 4230 code for a protein of 1409 amino acids. Lineage: Eukaryota; Fungi; Ascomycota; Pichiomycetes; Serinales; Debaryomycetaceae. Gene Ontology annotation, molecular function: RNA binding; tRNA (guanine) methyltransferase activity. The transcript has a single exon.